Messenger RNA from Paramecium sonneborni, 1402 nucleotides. The record is from the annotation of a GenBank genome assembly. Lineage: Eukaryota; Ciliophora; Oligohymenophorea; Peniculida; Parameciidae.
AUGUAGAAAAUAAUACUUUCAACCUUAUUGUUGUGUGUAUUAAUAUUGCUAGAUUAUAUUUAUGGAGAGUAGACAUUUACCUUAAGUAAUUCUAUUACAGAGUACAUGUAAAAAUAAUUUGAUUAUGGAAAUGAAAAUGGAUUAGUAGGUAUAAUAGAAUAGAUGAAUUAUUAUUAGAAAGCUUUCUGCUUAUCUUUUAUUAUUUGGGGGGAAGAUAAUUUAUGGGUUUAUUGUUCAUAAUACUUUGGUUGAAAUCAGGUUUGAAAGAGCAAAUUUUAAAAUUAAUUACAAUGUAUUCCAUUACAGCUUUUUUUGAUCAUUUCGCAAAACUUAUCUUGAUUCAACCUAGACCUUUUUAUGAAGAAACUGAUGUUCGAUUAGAUUUCUGUUAAAAAGGUUAUGGAGACCCUUGUGAUAACUCAUUAAGGUCUAUUGUGUUUUAUGUAAUUUUAUCAGAAACUUUAUUAUUUAAAAAAUAUAAAGUUUAAUAAAAUGAUCUAGGUGUUCUAAGUUCAAUUAAUUAAAAUUAAAAGUUUCAAUACCAAUACAAAUUAUUAUCAAAGUAUCUAAUUUCUUAUAUUUUAGUAAUGAUCUUUUUACUUAACUUUAUCCAAAUUCUAUGUUUAGUUAUAAUUAAUAUAAAUUUAUGUUAGCUACUUUUUUAUUUAUUACAGGUAUCUCAAAUUCAUAUUUUGGCUUGAAUUUCUUAAGUCAAAUAAUAAUGGGAUGGAUUAUUGGUGGCUAUAUACUUUAUAUUUAUUAUUUUUGUGAUUUUGAAAAAUAUUUGGAAAGAUUAUUUUUAUAAGCAAUCCAUAAUUAAUAAGAUUAAAUUAAUAAAAAGCUUGGACAUGUAGUCAAAAUUGCAAUUUAAUUUGCUUUUCCAUUUUUUAUUUCAAUCAUACUUUAUAUAUUUAGAAUUUAUGAUGAUGAAUUAAUUUUGAAAUAAUAACAAUGGAGUCAAUUAUUAUAAAGCCAUUCAAAGUGUUAAAAUUAAACUUAUAAUUUUAAUAUAUCAUUUGAGAAGUAAGAAAUGAUUGGAAUGUGCGUCAUCUUUUUACCAUUUUAUCUUUACUUAUGUUGUUAUUUUACUCCAGGAUAAUAUAAACCCGAAUUAUACAAUCAUUUAAAUCUUACCUUAAAAGGUUUUGUUAGAGUUUUGAUACUCUUAGGUUUACUUUUGUUAUAAAUGUCAAUUCAUAUUUUAUUGAGAAAUUUUGUUAUGAACAAAAAUAUAGAUAUCAAUAUCACUUAUUUGAUAAUUGGUAAGUUAAUUUUAGAACUUUAAUUCUCCUUAUUUUUUAUAACAUUGUUACCUGUGUUAUACAAAUUAUGUAAAGCCGAUAUUGAUGGAGACUUUUUGAGAAAAAUCAACUAAAUUGAAAUGCAAGAAAUGGAAUUGUGA